AUGGCAAACCUGCGCCCACCAACAGCACCGUAUAGCGAACCUCUCCUCCCCCAACUAACAAUCCCAAACCCAUACUACAAACCCCAUCACUACGCUCUACGAGCCCACGUCCGCGAAUACGUCGACACAUACAUAGCACCAUACGCGCACGAAUGGGAAGAAGCAGGCCAAGUCCCCGAAGCCGUCCGCCUGCGCCACUGCAAACUUGGUUAUGGCAUCGUGCACCCGUUGACAAGCGAGGAGGACUCGGCUGGUCUGGCAUUGCCUGGUGGUGUACCGCGUGGCCAGUGGGAUACGUGGUGCUCGCUGAUUGUCUCCGAUGAGCUUACCCGGGUUGGGUAUGUUGGUGUGAUCUGGGGGCUUGGGGGUGGGAAUGGAAUUGGGUGUCCGCCGGUUGCUAGGUUUGGGAGUGUGGAGCAGAGGAGACGGUGGUUGCCUGCUGUUGCGAGGGGGGAGGUGAGGUUUUGUUUGGGAAUUACGGAGCCUGAUGCUGGUUCUGAUGUUGCGAGUAUUCGAACUACCGCUGUGCGUGACGGGGAUCAUUAUGUUGUUAAUGGUGCGAAGAAGUGGAUUACCAACGGUAUUUGGGCGGAUUAUUGUACUGCUGCUGUGCGGACUGGUGGCGCUGGUAGGUCUGGGAUCUCUUUGCUCGUCAUUCCUUUGACUGCGACGGGUGUGACUCGGCGACGCAUGCAUAACUCUGGUGUCAAUGCGAGUGGUUCAACGUACAUCGAGCUAGACGAUGUCCGUGUUCCUGUCGGGAAUCUGCUCGGUGAAGAGAACAAGGGCUUCCCAUUAAUCAUGUCAACUCGUGUCUGCGCUGAGGACGCCUUCAAGUAUGCCAUGCAGCGCGAGACAUUCGGCUCGCCUUUGAUCGAAAAACAAGCAAUUCAAUCUAAGAUCUUCAAGUUUGGGUUGAUGAUCGAGCCCGCCUAUGCAUUCAUGGAACAGCUUGUUAACAUUCUCGAACUGACCAAGGAGCAUCCCACUGAUGAUGUGAACAUUGGAGGGAUGACUGCCUUGCUUAAAGUGAUGUCCACGAGAGCGUUGGAGAAAAGUGUUCGUGAAGCACAACAGAUCCUUGGUGGUGCCGGGUAUAAUAAGGCUGGAAAGGGGGCUCGUAUUGAGCAAAUUAGUCGUGAUGCUCGAGUUCAUGUUGUUGGUGGUGGAAGUGAGGAAAUUAUGGCUGGAUUGGCCUUGAGAGAGGAGACUAAGGCGUUGAAGACCCGACGGAUGGCUCUUGAAAAGAGACAGUCAAAAGUAUGA
Messenger RNA from Penicillium nucicola, 1266 nucleotides. RefSeq names its product acyl-CoA dehydrogenase family protein. The coding region runs from base 1 to 1266 and encodes 421 amino acids. The record is from RefSeq and is a predicted model, not a curated record. The transcript is spliced from 4 exons. Gene Ontology annotation, molecular function: acyl-CoA dehydrogenase activity; flavin adenine dinucleotide binding. Lineage: Eukaryota; Fungi; Ascomycota; Eurotiomycetes; Eurotiales; Aspergillaceae.